Eufriesea mexicana is the source of this 1391-nucleotide messenger RNA. RefSeq names its product feminizer (gene Fem). The record is from RefSeq and is a predicted model, not a curated record. NCBI's taxonomy places the organism in Eukaryota, Metazoa, Arthropoda, Insecta, Hymenoptera, Apidae. Bases 89 to 1348 code for a protein of 419 amino acids. The transcript has 9 exons.
CUUAUGUUUUCCUAACCUUAAAGAAAGACUUGCAGUCUUUUUAUUAACUUCCAUGUAUACGUAGUUUCGUUUGUUGUAUACUACGGAAAUGAAACGAAACGUAUCGAGUCAUUCACAUCGCGAUGAGAAAUGUAAAUCAUCACGCAGUGAAGAUCAUGAGACUGGUUCGCGUGCAAGAACAGAAGAAGAAAAAUUACGACGUAGACGCGAAUGGAUGAAACAAAAAGAGCGGGAACGAGAACAUGAAAAAUUGAAGGAAAAAAUGAUUUUAGAAUAUGAAAUACAACGUGCUCGUCAAAAGGGUUUACCUCUACCUAAAAGAAGAUUAUCACAUCAGGAUCGUAGUAAGAAUGAAAGCAGGUCUCCAGAAAAUCGACAUAGAAGAACAGCUACAUCAAAUACCUGUAAAACAUCUAUAUUAUCUGAAAAAGUAGAAUCAUCAGAUGGUACAACAUCCUUAUUUAAAGGCCCAGAAGGUAUACAAGUUAGUGCUACAGAACUACGAAGAAUAAAAGUAGACAUUCAUAGAAAAAUAAUGGGUAAAACAACAAUUGGUGAACUUCAACGAGAUAUUAUCAAUCCUGAAGAUGUGGUGCUGAAAAGAAGAACGGGAGAGGGAUCAAAACCUAUAUUUGAAAGAGAAGAAAUAAAAGGUUCAACUAAAACAGAAGAAAUUGAAGAACAUCGUACAGUUGUAGCUAUAAAUAAUGAAAAUUUAGAAAAUAAAUCGAAAACAUGUAAAAAAUUUGCUACUUCUUCAAGUCCUUUAAGAAGUCGAAGUCGUAGUCCUCGACGUACAUCUCAUCAUUCCAGGUAUGACAGUUCAAAACAUAGUAAGGAUAGUUACAGAAAUGAUAGAGAUCGCAGUAGAGGUAAAAGCAAAGAGUAUCAAGAAAAAGAUAGAAGGCACGGUGAAUCGCGUGAUGUAGAGGAAGAUCAUUUACGAGAAAGAAAAAGUCAUCAAGAUCAUUCUCGUUCAAGGGAGCGAGAAGAAAGAAAAUGGGAUAGAGAUUCCUGUCACAGGUUUAAAGAUGAAAGAUAUUAUCGAGAAUACCAAGAAAGAUCAAGAGGACGAUCUCGUGAAAGAAGAGAUAGAGAUACGUCUAGAGAACGUGGAGUACCUACAUCACACUACUUUGAACAGAUUCAUGUUCCUCUUUAUUAUAGUAACUUCUCUCCAAGACCAAUAAUGGUUGGACCUUUGGUUCCAAUGCGAGGACAGGUUCCUCUAAGUAGUAGACAUAUGAUGAGUCCGUUUCCAUUGAGGCCGUUUCCACCACGAUUUAUUCCUCCAGAUAUGUAUAGAUUACGUCCACCACCAAAUCCUAGAUUUGGGCCAAUGUAUUAAUGGAAGACUUGUUAUAAAGUCAUAUGUGAUGUUGAUUUAUUUA